AUUCCUGGGAGAACACGUAGCACUGAAAAAAACACACACGAAAAUAUAUCACAAACAAGGUAAAGAUGCAUUCGAUGGGUAUUCACUCGGCACUGGCCAUUAAACGACAACGACGACGCAAAGAAGAUGCCAAGAAAUCGAGGGAGCGCCGAUACAGCAUACAAAGUUCCGAAAGUGGGGACACCUUACACUCGCCCAGAAGUUCAACCAGGCGAAAAUAUCGGCAGCAACAUGCAAAACACCAACCCACAUAUUCCGACACAAAGGUAGUUACUUCAAUAGGAAUGCUUCACAUAGGCGUGGUGUUUUUAGUUUUUGGUGUAUUUCUUGUGGGAGCUGGACUCAUUCCUGACGAUGCGACGGCAGUCUCUGCAUGGAGUAUCUUCCAGAAAGACUCUUGGUGGAACGAGCUUGUGUGUACCGGUUUGUUCGCCAUGGGCUUAGGAAUAUUCUUAAUUGUAUUAAAUGGCAUAAUAAGUAAAAAAGAAGAGGAAGACUUGGAAAGCUAUGUAGCGAGACAGUUGACACGCAGUCGCUCAGGACAUCGAUUGGAACGUGAUGUCGAGACAGGUGGACUACAAACGCGUCAUUAUCGGAAGGCAAAGGAGACCGAAAGGGGAGGCAGCAGCGCUAAUCGAUCUAGCGAAAAUUUAUCUCAAAGUAAUUACAAUAUAACGCCAACCACUAGCGAAAUGGUGACGCCAAGCACACCUGGAGAAUAUGGCGCAUCCGGAGAAAUGUUGCUUGAAAAAAUUUUAGAAGAGGAAGUUGUCUACAACGAUGAGCUCCAGAGUCAUCUUCAAUCACCAAUGACCUCAGAUAAUGAUAAACGGAUGCUGCUUCCACCGAAUGGACACUCCGUUCACGUAACUCACAUAUAA
This is a messenger RNA of Culicoides brevitarsis, 881 nucleotides long. RefSeq lists its product as uncharacterized. The coding region runs from base 66 to 881 and encodes 271 amino acids. The record is from RefSeq and is a predicted model, not a curated record. Lineage: Eukaryota; Metazoa; Arthropoda; Insecta; Diptera; Ceratopogonidae. The transcript is spliced from 5 exons.